UUUGACUAAACACUGAUCAAUUGAGAAACAGUGUUCAUCAGUUGGAUGUCUGGAAAAACAUGUACUUCCAUAAAAAAUCUUUAUUUCCAAUUAUAGUUGUGAUUUUGAUCUUGCAAAUAUGCCCAUCAUAUUCAUCUCAAUCAUCCGAACCAAUAAGGGAUAUAAUCAACCGUUUAGAUUCUCAACGAUCAUCUCCAACAGUCCAGCAAAAUGCAGCUAAAUCCCUUCUUCAGAGAUUGUUGCCUUCUCACUCUUCCAACUUCAUUUUCAAAAUCAUUUCAAAGGAUGUUUGUGAUGGCAACAGUUGCUUCUGGGUCGAAAAUUACAACAAGUCGACCAGGCAUGGGCCACAGAUACUGAUAAAGGGCACUACAGCAGUGGAAAUAGCCUCUGGCCUUCACUGGUACUUGAAGUAUUUCUGUGGGGCACAUGUUUCAUGGGACAAGACUGGAGGUGCUCAAAUAACUUCUAUCCCAGAGCCGGAAUCACUUCCUUUUGUUAAAGAUGAGGGUUUGGUUAUGAAACGUCCAGUUCCAUGGAAUUACUAUCAAAAUGUUGUUACUUCAAGCUAUUCCUAUGUUUGGUGGGAUUGGAAAAGAUGGGAGAAAGAGAUUGAUUGGAUGGCUCUUCAAGGAAUCAACUUGCCUUUAGCUUUUACUGGGCAAGAAGCCAUUUGGCAGAAAGUCUUUGCGGACUUCAACGUCAGUAAAGAAGAUCUGAAUGAUUUUUUCGGUGGACCUGCUUUCCUUGCAUGGGCACGCAUGGGAAACUUGCACGGCUGGGGUGGACCAUUGCCACAAAGUUGGUUAGACCAGCAAUUGGCGUUACAGAAGCAGAUAUUAUCUCGUAUGUUGGAGCUAGGAAUGACCCCAGUCUUGCCUUCAUUCUCUGGAAAUGUACCUGCAGCUCUGAGAAAAAUUUUCCCUUCAUCAAAUAUAACCAGGCUGGGAAAUUGGAAUACUGUUAGUGGUGACUCCAGAUGGUGUUGUACUUUUCUUUUGGAUCCUUCUGAUCCAUUAUUUGUUAAGCUUGGAGAGGCCUUUAUUAAGCAGCAGAUUAAAGAAUACGGAGACGUGACUGACAUAUACAACUGUGACACAUUCAAUGAAAACUCUCCACCCACUGAUGAUCCAACAUAUAUAUCAUCACUUGGGGCUGCUGUUUAUAAAGCAAUGACUAAGGGUGAUAAGUAUGCUGUGUGGCUUAUGCAGGGAUGGCUCUUCUAUUCAGAUUCUGAAUUUUGGAAGCCGCCUCAAAUGAAAGCUCUUCUUCAUUCCGUUCCCAAAGGAAAGAUGGUAGUUCUUGAUCUAUUCGCUGAUGUUAAACCCAUAUGGGAAACAUCAUCCCAAUUUUAUGGCACUCCUUACAUCUGGUGCAUGCUUCACAACUUUGGUGGAAAUAUUGAAAUGUAUGGCGUAUUGGAUUCAAUAUCCUCAGGGCCGGUCGAUGCUCGAAUUAGUAAAUUUUCAACAAUGGUUGGAGUUGGUAUGUGCAUGGAAGGAAUAGAGCAUAAUCCAGUUGUCUAUGAGCUCAUGUCUGAAAUGGCUUAUCGAAGCGAAAAGGUUCAACUUCUGGAAUGGGUUAAAACUUACUCUCAUAGGCGCUAUGGUAAAGCCAUUCAUCAGCUAGAGAGAGCUUGGGAAAUUCUUUACCACACUAUUUACAACUGCACAGAUGGAAUCGCGAAUCACAACAAGGACUAUAUCGUUGAGUUUCCUGACUGGGAUCCUGUAAACAACAUAACACUGGAUGUAACCAGAAAACUUAAGAAGGACAAUCUUUUCAUCUUACACAGAAGUACGAGGCAUAUUUUGCUUGAGUCGAGGCCUUCCCUGCCAUUGCCGCAUUUGUGGUAUUCAACUCAGGAAGUUAUCAAGGCUUUAAGUCUGUUUCUUGAUGCUGGAAAGGAUCUUGUCGGAAGUGUUACUUUUAGGUACGAUAUGGUUGAUUUGACUCGGCAAGCACUUUCAAAGCUAGCAAAUGAUGCAUACUUGAAAGCGAUGACUGCUUUUCAGCUCAAAGAUUUGAAAGCAUUGGAUUUUCAUAGCCAGAAGUUCAUCAAGUUAAUCAAAGACAUCGACGAAGUCCUUGCUUCUGAUGAUAAUUUUCUACUUGGGACUUGGCUCAGUAGUGCAAAAAAGCUGGCUUCGAAUCCGAAGGAGAUGAGGCUGUAUGAGUGGAAUGCGAGGACUCAAAUCACAAUGUGGUUCGACACAACAGAAACCAACCAGAGCAAGCUCCAUGAUUAUGCAAACAAAUUCUGGAGCGGGCUGCUAGAAGACUACUAUCUUCCUCGUGCAACGCUCUAUUUCAACCAUCUCAGAAAAGCCUUGAGGAAUAAUGAGACUUUCAAGAUUAAUGACUGGAGAAGGGAGUGGAUAUCUUAUUCAACUGAAUGGCAAUCUGAUACUAAGAUCUAUCCCGUUAAGGCUCAAGGAGACGCACUCUUUAUAGCCAAGAAAAUGUAUGAAAGAUACUUAAGCUAGGACUUCAGUCUGUUAACUACUUUUGGCUGAGCAUUUGUUGUGUCUGAUACCCCAUUGCUUCAGAGCAUUAAGCGAGGGGGUAGCGCGUAGCGAAUUAAUUGUAUUUAUUUUCCGUGAGCUUUGUAUGCCAAUGUAAAUUGCUAAAUUGUACUGUUGUAUGAAUAUGCAUUGAGAUAAAUUAAUAACUAUUUACAAUCUAACAAUUGUUUCUAUA
Molecule: messenger RNA, 2700 nt
Organism: Beta vulgaris subsp. vulgaris (sugar beet)
Lineage: Eukaryota; Viridiplantae; Streptophyta; Magnoliopsida; Caryophyllales; Amaranthaceae
Product: alpha-N-acetylglucosaminidase
Exons: 19
Coding region: 60-2486 (808 amino acids)
Source: RefSeq, a predicted model, not a curated record